Messenger RNA from Diplodia corticola, 3495 nucleotides. RefSeq names its product at dna binding protein. The transcript has a single exon. The record is from RefSeq and is a predicted model, not a curated record. Gene Ontology annotation, molecular function: DNA binding. Lineage: Eukaryota; Fungi; Ascomycota; Dothideomycetes; Botryosphaeriales; Botryosphaeriaceae. Gene Ontology annotation, cellular component: nucleus. The coding region runs from base 1 to 3495 and encodes 1164 amino acids.
AUGCCUCCCAAGAAGCGCGCCGCCGCCCAAGCUCCCGCAAACACGACGCGAACGCGCGCAACCCGCGGCGCCGCAGCCAAUGACGCGCAGGAGCAAUCCGCGCCCGCGCCCGCACCAGCGCCGCCCACCACCACGAACAAGCGCGGCGCGAAGAAGCAGAAGAAAGACGACGAAGAUGCCGCCGCCGCCGCCGCCGCCGAGGUGAGCGCGACCAACGACGACCAGCCGCCACCUCCGCCACCCACCAACAAGCGCGGCGCGAAGAAGCAGCAGAAAAAGAAGAACGACGACGUCGUCGCCGAGGAAGAGGCCGCGGCGCCCGCCACCGCUGCACCGACGACGACUCCGACGACGGAGAAGAAAGCCAAGGGCCGCGGUCGCGGCCGCCCGCCCAAACAGCAGCAGGCCGGUGCCGGUGCCGGUGCCGACGAGGAGGAUGCGGCGUCGAGCGCGCAGCUGAAGGACGAGCUGAAGGACGCUGCCGAGGAGGCGGUUGCCGCUCAGCAGCGAGAGGAGCCGUCGACUGCACCGCCGCCGCCGGCGAAGAAGAGGGGGAGGCCUGGGAAGAAGGGUGCUGCUGCUGCUGCCGCCGCCGUCACGGAGCCCGAGCCCGAACCCGAGCACGAGCACGAGCCGGAAGCGAUGGUGCUGGAGGAAGAAGAAGCGGCGCCUAAGAAGCGGGGGAGGGGCAAGGCUGCUGCUGCUGCGAAGAAGGAGAAGAAGGAUGUGGAGGAGCCGGUUGUUGCUGAGGAUGCUGGCGGUGCGGACGAGGCGCCGAAGAAGAAGGGGAGGGGUAAGGCGGCGGCGAAGAAGGAUGAGGAUAACAAGGAGGUUGAGGAGCCUGCGCCCGCACCGGCCAAGAGGGGGAGGAAAGCGGCGGCACCGGUUGAAGAGGCUGUUGCUGAUACUGCUGCUGCCGAGCCGCCUGUCAAAAAGGGAAGAGGGAAGAAGGUGGCGGCGGCGAAAGAAGAGGAAGCGCAGCCUGAGGUGAAGGCGCCAGAGCCUCCGAAGAAGCGCGGAAGGCCGGCGGCUAAGCCUGCCCAGGAAGAGUCGGCCCCGGAGGAGCCGGUUCAGGAGAAGCCGGUCGAAGAGCCGCCCAAGCAACCGAAAAAGCGUGGCAGGCCUGCUGCAAAGGCGUCCGAGGACAAGACUGAAGAGAAACCUCGAGAGGAGGACGCCCCGGAGCCUCCGAAGAAGCGUGGAAAGGCCGCGGCCAAGGAGAAGCAGGCCGAAGAGCUUCCGGAGCCGGUCGAAGAGGUCGCGGAGCCGCCGAAGAAGCGGGGACGGCCUGCCGCCAAAGACAAGGUAGCUGACGAGGUGUCGGAACCGCCUAAGAAGCGCGGCCGACCUGCCAAGAGUGCAGAACCGACGCCAGAUACACCGGCCGAUGCGGCACCGAAGAAGCGGGGAAGGUCUGCCAAGGUCCCCGAAGAGGCCGCAGCUGAGGAGGCAAGUGAGCCGCCAAAAAAGAAGGGUAGACCCGCAAAAGAGAAGAGCGUGGAAGAGCCUACCGAGGCGCCUACCGAAGCGCCCAAGAAGCGCGGACGUGGCCCGGCUAAAGUGAAUGCGGAGGAAGAGCCGUCUGAAGUUGCUGAGGCGCCGAAGGCCCGCGGCAAAGCUGGAAAGAAGAACGAGCCAGCUCAAGAAGAGCCGGCUCAGGACGCUCCAGCUGCCAAGAAGGGUAAGGCAAAAGAUACGCCGAAAGUGACUGACGCUGCGCCAAAGCCUCGCGGACGCCCGUCAAAGAGUUCCACUCCUGCAGAACCCAAAGCCGAAGAGCCCAAGAAGGGAACCAAGCGUGGUCAGUCGGCGAAGGAUCCUGUCGAACAAACCGAAGAGCCCACCCCGAAACGUCGCGGCCGUCCUCCGAAGGCUGAGGCAACACCAGAAGAAGCGGAGGCCAAGCCUGCCAAAAAGGCAACGAAGCCAAAGAAGAGUGAGGCCAAAGCUGAUGUGCCCGAGGAGUCUAGUGCUAAAACCAAGAAGCCAGCAAAGACGGCUGGGCCUAAAAAGGCAGCUGGGACUGAGAAACCUGCUGGAACGGCUGGAAUCGAGAGGGAUGCGACCAAUGGACUCGCUUACUGGAUCAUGAAGGCCGAACCGGAGUCUCGCAUUGAGAACGGCAAGGACGUCAAAUUCUCUAUUGACGAUCUCGCUGCUGCUAGCGAGCCUGAACCUUGGGACGGUGUUCGCAACCACGUCGCUAAAAAUCAUAUGCUCGCUAUGAAGAAAGGCGAUCUAGCCUUCUUCUAUCACUCUAACUGCAAGACGCCUGGCAUUGUUGGCAUCAUGGAGAUUGCCGAGGAAGCUACACCUGACGAGAGCGCGUUCGACUCGACACACCCGUACUACGAUCCGAGAUCGAAGAAGGAGAAGCCUGCGUGGUAUUGCGUGAAGGUUGCUUUCCACCGCAAGUUCGCAUCUCCCGAGAAAGUCACGCUCGAUAAACUGCGGGCGCUUUCCAAGGAUGGUCAGCCAUUGGAGAAUAUGCAACUGUUCAAACAGAGCCGCCUCAGCGUGGCCAACGUUCGCCCCGCCGAGUGGAGCUACAUCCUCGGUGUGGCCGGCGAAGUUUCGGAUGAGGACCAUGCUGUUCCGCAGAAGGCAACCGAGCCCGUUCUUGACACGACCGAUGGUGUUAAGGCGCCUGCUCCAGAGGCUGCUACUGCCCAGGAUGACGCAGCUAGCGAGGCCAGCGAACCGAAUGAGCCCAAGUCUGACGACGACGAGCUCGGGCUCACCAUUGGCACACCCAAGGGCGCUGCCGCCCUGCUUGGAGCAGCCAACGACAACAUCUCUGAAGGCGAGGCUACUGUCACUACCCGUGAGAACACUACCACCAAGAAGCCAGAUGGCGAUGUUCUAGAGUCCAGCAUUAUCGAGACCACCACAACCGUCGUGGAGCCUGCGGCAGGUGCACCUCUCAACGGCGGUCCAGUUGCUCCUGCAGCUGCCGAAUCCACAACUCCCGUGCAGUCCCCUCCGCAGAACUUCCAUCGCCUGCCAUCCCGCGGGAGCUCGCGUGGCGGCUCUCUCCAGCCCAACUCAUCCAAGAGUCAGCGUCACGGCUCGCGCGCGCCUUCGGUCCGCAGUCCAUCGGCACAGCCCGCGGUCGACACGAUCGCCGAAGUGGCUGGCGACGCGUCCAGCGGCGCCGUCCUCGAGACCACGGUCGCGGUCGAGGAAAACGGCGGUACGAUCACCGAGAAGAUUGUCGACACGAUCACGGCCCCGGUGGUCCCGGAGGCAGCCCCGGUUGCUGCCGAGACGGCCGGCCCUGCCCCGGCUGUGCAGCCGCUCGUUCUGGAACCCCCGGUCGUCCCGCCUGCGGAGGCGGCGUUGGCGGAGGCGGUGGCGCCCGUCGUCGAGGUCCCUCUGGACCCGGCUGCCCAGCCCGUGGUGCCCGUUGCGAACAUGAGCGUGCCGAUGGUGCCGUUGGAGGGGGCUCCCAUGGCGCCGAUGUUCGGUGGGGAGGGUGAUGGUGAGCAUCGCUAG